Amoebophrya sp. A25 is the source of this 7350-nucleotide messenger RNA. Lineage: Eukaryota; Dinophyceae; Syndiniales; Amoebophryaceae. The record is from the annotation of a GenBank genome assembly.
AGAAAACCUACAUGUGAAUGUUUCUCGUAGUACUCUCUUACAAGAGCAACUGACUUCUUUUUCAUCGUGAACAGCAAAAGCAUAUUUUUAAACCAAUAGUUGACAACAUCUUUUAACCUUAUAACGACAGGGAUGUGGUGGAUGAGACUUAUUUAUCGAAUCACGUUUAUCGUCGGAGUGCAGUUCUAGUUCUCUAAGCACGAAAUACCUUAACCUCGAUCUUUUCGUAGUUCUUUACUUCUACGCACGACUUCUAUCAUCCAAAAAGACACCACACGAACAGAUAGUUUGAGUACUACCUCUACCAGUGAGUACAACAUGAUUAGUUCUUACUAAGCAGCGUAAUAUUAUCUAUCAAUCUCUUACUUAUGUAUUUAUUAGUUGAAUAUUGCUAGCAAUCUUCAACACUCGCUCCCUUCCAGUUGUUCUAUCAUCUUGUACCACUAGCACUUCUACAACAUCAGUAGCACAUGAUCAAGAAAGUCAUCAAACUAACAUCAUCAAUCAACUACAACUACUACUUGCAAAGACAAAAUGUCCGUCAUCCUUGGAGGACGGUGGAAGGAACUGGCGGAGGAGAAUGAGCGCCUCAAGGUCCAACUCCAAAUUGCAGAUGACGCCUUCGAAGCGGAGCAGAGGCGAGUAGUCCAUCUCCAAAGAGACAACGAUCAACUCCUAGCGCAGCUCCAAGAAGCAAGAUGGAGGACGAUUUCGGUUGUUAUGGUGUUGGUUUCCUCUGAGUUGUUGUUAUUGUUUGGGUACUACUAAUGAAUACGAAACCCCAGUAGAUAGGUAUAGGUUUUUGUUGGUUUGGUCUGGUUUAUGAGAGUACUUAAUAUGUGUAGCAAGUGCAAGAGUCUUUCUUGGACGAUUCGUUCCAUUAUACUUGUACCAUCUUCAGAGAGGAUAUCUGCUUGCAUGCAUGCUACAAAAAUGAUGUUGGUUAUUCAAAUGGAAAAUUUUCUUCAAUUUCUAAAAGUUUGGAGCAGUUGAAACUACUUGUUCAACUUCAACCAUCAAGAUCACAAAUAAUCUACUCAAAGUCAAAAUCUACUCAACAUGAUCCUGAAGAAAGUAAGAGACACAACUUCUUCCCACGACCUAAUCUACUCCACAUCCUGAAGACAGAGACACUUCCUACCUUCUAAGUGCGAAAACGACCGCAAAAGUGCGGAAGAAGAGAUCGCGCAUCGCGAUGAGGAAUUGGAUAAACUGGCUUUAGAAUGGGAGAGGCAGUCCAUGACAGCGGAAGACCUGGCCACAGAGAACUGUCAAUUACGCACGAAAAAAGACCUAGGAAACACGAAACUCUCUGUGAUCAAGGAGCAAAGGGAUCAAUUAUCGAAAAAGCUGAAAGUGGCGGAACACAAGGUUUUAAAUUAUUCAUGGAUUUGGAUAGGUUUUUUGAACUUUUUCAGUUUUGGAAUCUUCUUGUUAACCUCAUUCGUGGUCUCCUUCUUUUCUCAGAUCUGCAUGGCCCUCGAGCAUCGUCGGGAACGCGAAGCACGUAUUUCGAGUCUAGAAGCGGAGACGCGUGCUCAACAAGCUGGCAUCCUCAAAAAGGACACGUUGAUUCGCAGUCUACAGCGCGAAAAAACGUCGAUGUUUCAAGAUUUAACCCGCUUGCGCGCCCAAACGCCUACGAACGUGGAACCCUUGCAGAAGGAGAAUGCGAAAUUGCUGUUAUGUGCAAAAGCAACAUCAGAGAAAAAAAGCAAAUCCUCCUUGUUUCUAAAGAUUGAGGAAUUAUGCUUAGCAAAUCCUCCUUGUUUCUAAAGAUUGAGGAAUUAUGCUUAGCAAAUCCUCCUUGUUUCUAAAGAUUGAGGAAUUAUGCUUAGCAAAUCCUCCUUGUUUCUAACGAUUGAGGAAUUAUGCUUAGCAAAUCCUCCUUGUUUCUAACGAUUGAGGAAUUAUGCUUAGCAAAUCCUCCUUGUUUCUAAAGAUUGAGGAAUUAUGCUUAGCAAAUCCUCCUUGUUUCUAAAGAUUGAGGAAUUAUGCUUAGCAAAUCCUCCUUGUUUCUAACGAUUGAGGAAUUAUGCUUAGCAAAUCCUCCUUGUUUCUAACGAUUGAGGAAUUAUGCUUAGCAAAUCCUCCUUGUUUCUAAAGAUUGAGGAAUUAUGCUUAGCAAAUCCUCCUUGUUUCUAAAGAUUGAGGAAUUAUGCUUAGCAAAUCCUCCUUGUUUCUAACGAUUGAGGAAUUAUGCUUAGCAAAUCCUCCUUGUUUCUAACGAUUGAGGAAUUAUGCUUAGCAAAUCCUCCUUGUUUCUAAAGAUUGAGGAAUUAUGCUUAGCAAAUCCUCCUUGUUUCUAAAGAUUGAGGAAUUAUGCUUAGCAAAUCCUCCUUGUUUCUAACGAUUGAGGAAUUAUGCUUAGCAAAUCCUCCUUGUUUCUAACGAUUGAGGAAUUAUGCUUAGCAAAUCCUCCUUGUUUCUAAAGAUUGAGGAAUUAUGCUUAGCAAAUCCUCCUUGUUUCUAAAGAUUGAGGAAUUAUGCUUAGCAAAUCCUCCUUGUUUCUAACGAUUGAGGAAUUAUGCUUAGCAAAUCCUCCUUGUUUCUAACGAUUGAGGAAUUAUGCUUAGCAAAUCCUCCUUGUUUCUAAAGAUUGAGGAAUUAUGCUUAGCAAAUCCUCCUUGUUUCUAAAGAUUGAGGAAUUAUGCUUAGCAAAUCCUCCUUGUUUCUAACGAUUGAGGAAUUAUGCUUAGCAAAUCCUCCUUGUUUCUAACGAUUGAGGAAUUAUGCUUAGCAAAUCCUCCUUGUUUCUAAAGAUUGAGGAAUUAUGCUUAGCAAAUCCUCCUUGUUUCUAAAGAUUGAGGAAUUAUGCUUAGCAAAUCCUCCUUGUUUCUAACGAUUGAGGAAUUAUGCUUAGCAAAUCCUCCUUGUUUCUAACGAUUGAGGAAUUAUGCUUAGCAAAUCCUCCUUGUUUCUAAAGAUUGAGGAAUUAUGCUUAGCAAAUCCUCCUUGUUUCUAAAGAUUGAGGAAUUAUGCUUAGCAAAUCCUCCUUGUUUCUAACGAUUGAGGAAUUAUGCUUAGCAAAUCCUCCUUGUUUCUAACGAUUGAGGAAUUAUGCUUAGCAAAUCCUCCUUGUUUCUAAAGAUUGAGGAAUUAUGCUUAGCAAAUCCUCCUUGUUUCUAAAGAUUGAGGAAUUAUGCUUAGCAAAUCCUCCUUGUUUCUAACGAUUGAGGAAUUAUGCUUAGCAAAUCCUCCUUGUUUCUAACGAUUGAGGAAUUAUGCUUAGCAAAUCCUCCUUGUUUCUAAAGAUUGAGGAAUUAUGCUUAGCAAAUCCUCCUUGUUUCUAAAGAUUGAGGAAUUAUGCUUAGCAAAUCCUCCUUGUUUCUAACGAUUGAGGAAUUAUGCUUAGCAAAUCCUCCUUGUUUCUAACGAUUGAGGAAUUAUGCUUAGCAAAUCCUCCUUGUUUCUAAAGAUUGAGGAAUUAUGCUUAGCAAAUCCUCCUUGUUUCUAAAGAUUGAGGAAUUAUGCUUAGCAAAUCCUCCUUGUUUCUAACGAUUGAGGAAUUAUGCUUAGCAAAUCCUCCUUGUUUCUAACGAUUGAGGAAUUAUGCUUAGCAAAUCCUCCUUGUUUCUAAAGAUUGAGGAAUUAUGCUUAGCAAAUCCUCCUUGUUUCUAAAGAUUGAGGAAUUAUGCUUAGCAAAUCCUCCUUGUUUCUAACGAUUGAGGAAUUAUGCUUAGCAAAUCCUCCUUGUUUCUAACGAUUGAGGAAUUAUGCUUAGCAAAUCCUCCUUGUUUCUAAAGAUUGAGGAAUUAUGCUUAGCAAAUCCUCCUUGUUUCUAAAGAUUGAGGAAUUAUGCUUAGCAAAUCCUCCUUGUUUCUAACGAUUGAGGAAUUAUGCUUAGCAAAUCCUCCUUGUUUCUAACGAUUGAGGAAUUAUGCUUAGCAAAUCCUCCUUGUUUCUAAAGAUUGAGGAAUUAUGCUUAGCAAAUCCUCCUUGUUUCUAAAGAUUGAGGAAUUAUGCUUAGCAAAUCCUCCUUGUUUCUAACGAUUGAGGAAUUAUGCUUAGCAAAUCCUCCUUGUUUCUAACGAUUGAGGAAUUAUGCUUAGCAAAUCCUCCUUGUUUCUAAAGAUUGAGGAAUUAUGCUUAGCAAAUCCUCCUUGUUUCUAAAGAUUGAGGAAUUAUGCUUAGCAAAUCCUCCUUGUUUCUAACGAUUGAGGAAUUAUGCUUAGCAAAUCCUCCUUGUUUCUAACGAUUGAGGAAUUAUGCUUAGCAAAUCCUCCUUGUUUCUAAAGAUUGAGGAAUUAUGCUUAGCAAAUCCUCCUUGUUUCUAAAGAUUGAGGAAUUAUGCUUAGCAAAUCCUCCUUGUUUCUAACGAUUGAGGAAUUAUGCUUAGCAAAUCCUCCUUGUUUCUAACGAUUGAGGAAUUAUGCUUAGCAAAUCCUCCUUGUUUCUAAAGAUUGAGGAAUUAUGCUUAGCAAAUCCUCCUUGUUUCUAAAGAUUGAGGAAUUAUGCUUAGCAAAUCCUCCUUGUUUCUAACGAUUGAGGAAUUAUGCUUAGCAAAUCCUCCUUGUUUCUAACGAUUGAGGAAUUAUGCUUAGCAAAUCCUCCUUGUUUCUAAAGAUUGAGGAAUUAUGCUUAGCAAAUCCUCCUUGUUUCUAAAGAUUGAGGAAUUAUGCUUAGCAAAUCCUCCUUGUUUCUAACGAUUGAGGAAUUAUGCUUAGCAAAUCCUCCUUGUUUCUAACGAUUGAGGAAUUAUGCUUAGCAAAUCCUCCUUGUUUCUAAAGAUUGAGGAAUUAUGCUUAGCAAAUCCUCCUUGUUUCUAAAGAUUGAGGAAUUAUGCUUAGCAAAUCCUCCUUGUUUCUAACGAUUGAGGAAUUAUGCUUAGCAAAUCCUCCUUGUUUCUAACGAUUGAGGAAUUAUGCUUAGCAAAUCCUCCUUGUUUCUAAAGAUUGAGGAAUUAUGCUUAGCAAAUCCUCCUUGUUUCUAAAGAUUGAGGAAUUAUGCUUAGCAAAUCCUCCUUGUUUCUAACGAUUGAGGAAUUAUGCUUAGCAAAUCCUCCUUGUUUCUAACGAUUGAGGAAUUAUGCUUAGCAAAUCCUCCUUGUUUCUAAAGAUUGAGGAAUUAUGCUUAGCAAAUCCUCCUUGUUUCUAAAGAUUGAGGAAUUAUGCUUAGCAAAUCCUCCUUGUUUCUAACGAUUGAGGAAUUAUGCUUAGCAAAUCCUCCUUGUUUCUAACGAUUGAGGAAUUAUGCUUAGCAAAUCCUCCUUGUUUCUAAAGAUUGAGGAAUUAUGCUUAGCAAAUCCUCCUUGUUUCUAAAGAUUGAGGAAUUAUGCUUAGCAAAUCCUCCUUGUUUCUAACGAUUGAGGAAUUAUGCUUAGCAAAUCCUCCUUGUUUCUAACGAUUGAGGAAUUAUGCUUAGCAAAUCCUCCUUGUUUCUAAAGAUUGAGGAAUUAUGCUUAGCAAAUCCUCCUUUCCAAAGAUGAGGAACACUUUCAUCAUGUACUUUUUUUGGGUUGUUCCUAUGAUCAUGUGGAUUUUUUUGCGUUCCUCACAUCACUCAACACAUUGUAGCUUCUAAAUCUAAUGCUACGUGAGCUCCAUCAAAUCAAGAUUGGGCAGAUGCGUGCUGCAGCUGCAACGGCUGACGUUUACGGAAAUCCGUGGGGACGUGGCACGACAACCACUCCUAAUGCUAGUAGUGCUGGAGGUGGAGGUGGUGGUGGAUUUAUCACUUCUACUAGCAAAACCUCUGCAACUACUAGUACGACUAGUACAUCAGCAUACGAAAGAGAAGGAUCUACUGGUCGUGCACCACGAGAUGGCUACGAGCAAAGCAGGGAAGAACCACGAACUUCUACAAGCAAAAGCAAGAGCAAAGCUUUGACUUCUAGCACUGCAGCCUAUCAUGAUCAAGUGGAGCGAGACGACGUACGUGACCAAGAACGUGACCUUGAGCGUGAUCAUCAACGCGAUCACCGAGAACAUCGUGAGCAUAAAAAGAAAGCCUCUGGUACGAGAACAGUUGUGGUUUACGAGAGGGAAGACCGUUAUAAGAAGUCCCCGUACGAACAAAGCCUUCGGAAAUCUUCUGUGGUUAAGGCUUUCAUUAUAGCUCAUCCAUGAUCCAUUUGCAGAAGCUAGCUGCAUCUUGGCGAUGUUAUUUUCAAAGGGAAAAGCAAAAAGUAGGUCUCAAGGAGAGUCUUCUUCGAUUGGGUACACUGCUAAUUAGACAUUCUUCUACACCCCAAGAUUGGGUACACUACUACUACUACUACUACUGGGGUCCUGUCGAUUUCUAAGUCAAGCAAGGGCAACAUCACACGUUUAAAACAACAGCAGACUGGAGGAUGUGACUAUAGUAUGGACUAUGACGAUGAGGAGAUGAAUCACCUUCCACAGGAGAUGAAUCACCUUCCACACAGGAACAAGAACGCGUUCAUGGAAUUAAGGCUCAACACAAUUUUCCUUCCCGUUCACUACAACCAAAAUCGUUUAUUUUUAUCUUCCUCUGGUCUGUCUUUUUUCUAGUUAGGUCGGCUCCGCCACAAUUAUUAUAUGAAAUCUUCUAUCGUCCAGAUUCCAAGGAUCUAUCAUUUAUUCUCUUCGGUUUCCGUCUAACUCUAAGUAAGGAUUCGGCGCAGAAAUGAAGGAAGAAAGACUUGCAAAAAUUUUUUGAGCUCUAAUGGAAGAAGACGACAUUCACGUCCUGAGGAUGACGACGAGGCGAAGUAGAGAUGACGACGAUCCUCAUCUUCAGGAUCAUGAUAUGGUUUCUGUUGGUAGGACCACCUAUAGUUGUGGGAGGACCUACAGUGCUGCUGGGAAUACUAUCAGGAGUCAUGCAGCUCCUCAGAGAACAUCAUCAACGGCCGCUUCCAACAUGCUCGUACAGCAUCUGCGUCAUACUCAUACGCCACCUACAUCAUCUCAUCCUGCACCACCACCACACGCGCCACCUUCUCCGACAGAGGAGAAAAGCUGCUGGAAGACUUGAUCGUCAAAAUCAAAUGAAUAAUACGGCAGAGAGGAAAAACCAACAUUGUGAAUAUCAACUGUUAAUAAAAACGUGAAGGUCCUACAGCCCUAAGAACACAAUUGCUGCGAACGUCAUAAUGAAGGAAAUUAAGUCGUACUACCUGAUCUACCCAAGUGAACUUAGAGCAGUACGAAGACAGACUAGUAGAAGCAUUCCUCGUGAUGUUCUCCAUUGGGGUUGUGAAAUACCAGGACACCUUGUGAUGUUUUUCCUCACGCUGUUCCAGAAAGAUUUACCUUCUCUGAUGAAAAAAAAUUGCUUUGCUCUAAGAAAUACACUGAUUCUCCUUGCUGGACACAUGAGUGCUGGUAGCAAGCAGAGAAAAAAUCUUUCAAAAAUUUGAUCUGAUGAUGUAAUGACGAAAUAAAU